ACGGCGGGGGUGGGGGGGGGUCCCCGAGAGUUACAGGAUCUGCAGUUGAGGCGCGCAUGGGGCGCCCCGCUCCUGGUCCGGGUGGGGGCCUGUCCUGGCUGAGUGUCAGGGACCCCGGACUGGGGCGCACGGCGUGGGCCUCGUCCCCCCAGCGCGAUCGGGGUUCCCCAGGCCUGGGCGUGCCCAGGAGGGGCCGAACCAGCCGCUGCCAACACCCUCUGGCCACCCUGGGAGCCCCCCAGCCCAGCCUGACCAAUGUCCACAGCCCGGGAGCGCCCCAUUUUCAGCACGCGGGCCCACGUCUUCCAGAUCGACCCCGAGACCAAGAGAAACUGGGUCCCCGCGGGCAAGCACGCGCUCACAGUCUCCUACUUCUACGAUGCCUCCCGCAAUGUCUACCGCAUCAUCAGCUUUGGGGGUGCCAAGGCCAUCAUCAACAGCACUGUCACCCCCAACAUGAGCUUUACCAAAACCUCCCAGAAGUUCGGGCAGUGGGCGGACAGCAGGGCCAACACCGUCUACGGGCUGGGCUUUGCCUCCGAGCAGCACCUGACGCAGUUUGCUGAGAAGUUCCAGGAAGUGAAGGAGGCAGCGAGGCUCGCUCGUGAGAAGUCUCAGGAUGGCGGGGAGCUCACCGCCCCAGCCCUGGGGCUUGUUUCCCACCAGGUGCCCCCAAGCCCCCUCGUCAGCGCCAACGGCCCCGGCGACGAGAAACUGUUCCGCAGCCAGAGCGCGGACACCCCCGGCCCCACUGAGCGCGAGAAGCUCAAGAAGAUGCUGUCGGAGGGCUCGGUGGGCGAGGUGCAGUGGGAGGCCGAGUUCUUCGCGCUGCAGGACAGCAACAGCAAGCUGGCGGGCGCCCUGCGGGAGGCCAACGCUGCCGCGGCGCAGUGGAGGCAGCAGCUGGAGGCGCAGCGCGCAGAGGCCGAGCGCCUGCGGCAGCGGGUGGCUGAGCUGGAGGCGCAGGUGGCCGCGGAGCCCCCCGCGGGGGGCGAGAAGGAGGGCCCCGGGCCGGCACUGGGGCAGCUGGAGGCGCUGGUGCAAACCAAGGACCAGGAGAUCCAGACGCUGAGGAGCCAGGCGGGCGGCCACCGCGAGGCCCUGGACGCUGCCGAGCGCGAGGAGGUGCAGCAGAAGGUGCAGGAGCUGGAGACACGCACCGCGGAGCUGGAGCACCAGCUACAGGCCACGGAGCACGGCCUGGAGGAGGCGCGGGCCGAGCGGGAGCGGGCACGGGCGGAGGUGGUCCGGGCCACGCAGCUGCUAGAUGUGAAGCUGUUCGAGCUGAGCGAGCUGCGCGAGGGCCUGGCCCGGCUGGCCGAGGGCGCCCCCUGAGCCCGGACACCGGGGGGUCACUGCAGACACCAGGGACGCCAGGGGCCUGGUUUUCCGGGGGCAGGAUUCCUGGGGUGCAGCCCGGGCCGCAGGCGGCAGGGGGGUGGCUUGUCUGCCCCGGCAGGAACUGGGGGACCCGACUCAGCCUGGGGGGGCCCUGGCUUGGCCACUCAUGACUCGGGGUUACUUUUGAGCUUUUCAUUGUGUAGAAUUUUUAGAAUCCCUGGGGCAUGUGUUGAUGCCGAUUACAUGUAACAAGCGUG
Choloepus didactylus (southern two-toed sloth) is the source of this 1598-nucleotide messenger RNA. It is a transcript of the gene HOMER3, whose product is annotated as homer scaffold protein 3. Lineage: Eukaryota; Metazoa; Chordata; Mammalia; Pilosa; Megalonychidae. The record is from RefSeq and is a predicted model, not a curated record. Gene Ontology annotation, cellular component: plasma membrane; dendrite; cytoplasm. Bases 256 to 1335 code for a protein of 359 amino acids. The transcript has 9 exons. Gene Ontology annotation, molecular function: G protein-coupled glutamate receptor binding. Gene Ontology annotation, biological process: regulation of store-operated calcium entry; G protein-coupled glutamate receptor signaling pathway.